AUGGCUUUCCUGGACAACCCAACAAUUAUACUUGCUCAUAUUCGGCAGUCACACGUGACCAGUGAUGACACAGGGAUGUGUGAAAUGGUCCUGAUAGAUCACGAUGUCGACCUGGAGAAGUUUAAUCCCUCGUCAGCAUAUGGGGACAGUGGUUCAGAAACACAGGGAAGCAACGGUGAGACUCAGGGCUAUGUAUAUUCCCAAUCAGUCGAUAUUACCUCAAGCUGGGACUUCGGAAUCAGAAGACGAUCAAAUACAGCUCAGAGACUAGAACGUCUGCGGAAAGAGAGACAAAAUCAAAUAAAAUGCAAAAACGUUCAGUGGAAAGACAGAAAUACUUCUUACUCAGCAGAGGAGCUGAGCUCACUAUUUGAAAAAAAGAAUUUCAGAGUAAAAUCUCCGUCUUCUGGGAAGCAGUCAAUACUGUCUGUGCGACUUGAACAGUGUCCGCUGCAGCUGAAUAACCCCUUCAAUGAGUACUCAAAAUUUGACGGCAAGGGUCAUGUUGGUACAACGGCAACCAAAAAAAUUGAUGUCUACCUCCCCCUGCACACAAGCCAAGACAAACUGCAGCCCAUGACAGUUGUGACGAUAGCAAAUGCCAAGGUGCAUGACCUGAUUGGACUAAUAUGCUGGCAAUAUACAAGUGAGGGACGGGAACCAAAACUGAACGACAACGUCAAUGCCUACUGUCUCCAUAUUGCUGAGGAUGACGGGGAGGUUGACACAGAUUUUCCACCCUUGGAUUCCAACGAGCCCAUUCACAAGUUUGGCUUCAGCACCCUGGCGCUGGUUGAAAAGUACUCCUCUCCCGGCCUGGCAGCGAAACAGUCACUCUUUGUUCGCAUAAAUGCUGCUCAUGGAUUCUCACUUAUUCAGGUGGACAGUAUGAAGGUCACCAUGAAGGAUAUCUUACAAAAGGCCUUAAAGAGAAGGAAGGGAUCACAGAGAGGCUCAGGUCCUCAGUAUCGGCUGGAGAAGCAGAGUGAACCUAAUGUCCCAGUAGAUUUAGACUGUACCUUGGAGAGCCAGAGCACUUUGGAAUUCUGCCUUGUCCGGGAGAACAGUUCAAGAGGAGAAGAGGUCUCGGAGGAGGACCCCCAGAUCGAUAUAGCUACAGUUCAGGACAUGCUCAGUAGCCACCAUUACAAGUCCUUCAAAGUCAGCAUGAUCCAUAGGCUUCGAUUCACCACUGAUGUUCAGUUAGGUAUUUCUGGAGACAAGGUAGAGAUAGACCCUGUUACUAAUCAGAAGGCCAGCACUAAGUUUUGGAUUAAGCAGAAACCCAUUUCAAUCGAUUCAGAACUCCUCUGUGCCUGUGACCUUGCGGAAGAAAAAAGCCCAAGUCAUGCAAUAUUUAAACUUACAUAUCUAAGCAAUCAUGACUACAAACACCUUUACUUUGAAUCAGAUGCUGCUACUGUCAAUGAAAUUGUACUGAAGGUUAACUAUAUUCUAGAGUCGCGAGCAAGCACAGCCAGAGCAGAUUAUUUUGCUCAGAAACAAAGAAAACUGAGCAGGAGAACAAGCUUUAGCUUCCAGAAGGAGAAGAAAUCGGGACAGCAGUAACGCCUAGCCUGGAGGAGAGCCUGUCUGCCGAAGCCGGAGGAGGAGACGCUCCCCACCGCCCGAGACAGGUGGGAGCCAGGACUGCGGUGCUCCUGCUGCCAACAGGCAGGAGCAGCCGGGGAAAGAAGUCUGAAUUAUCCCGUCUCUCACGGUUGGAAGAUUAUCCCUCGUUGGUGAUGGGAAAGUCUCCCCUGUGACAAAAAUAAAGAGCCAUAUCAGCCGGAAAGAAGACUGUUACGCAUCAGGUUCCUUUGAUUAGAAAUAAGAGAAUGACGUAGACUGGCAUCAUUUAAUUACUGUAUUAUGUACAAUCACAAGAAGAGAUGUGAUUACAUAUUAUUUCACAGCCUGGUUAAAAUAAAUUAUAUACAUCUGUAAUACACCCACGUACACACAGGUAUUGCUUGUGACAUGAUCAAAUUUCUAAAAACAAAAUGUAGGACAAAUGUAUCCAUUUUUACUAUUAAUAAACAGAUGUAAUCUUUUUCAA
Messenger RNA from Charadrius vociferus (killdeer), 2059 nucleotides. It is a transcript of the gene MAPKAP1, whose product is annotated as mitogen-activated protein kinase associated protein 1. Gene Ontology annotation, biological process: TORC2 signaling. NCBI's taxonomy places the organism in Eukaryota, Metazoa, Chordata, Aves, Charadriiformes, Charadriidae. Gene Ontology annotation, cellular component: plasma membrane; cytoplasm; TORC2 complex. The coding region runs from base 1 to 1569 and encodes 522 amino acids. The record is from RefSeq and is a predicted model, not a curated record. The transcript has 11 exons. Gene Ontology annotation, molecular function: phosphatidylinositol-4,5-bisphosphate binding.